GUGAAGAGACGCAACGUGAAAAUGUACAGACACAGACACAGAUAGAGAUAGAGAUAGAGAGAGAUCUGAGUUAAAGAACCGAGUUGGAGAGAGAAUGAGUCAGAAGUUCAUGGUGGAGUAAGUGAACAGAAACAUACCGACGACCGUUAGAUCUCCUCUUCCAUUUCAUCACCAACCCUCUGAUUAUUUUCCCUCUCUCUUUCUCUCUCUCUUUCUCUACCUGAAAUUUUUUGAACCUAAAUCAAUCUGAGCUUUCGCUAUUGCUAACAACUCACUUACUCGAUCGCCUCAAAAUUAUCCUCCUCUCUCAGUUUUAAUUUUGGCAGAUUUGAGCUCUGUAGAAGCUGAAGUGCAUUCUGUGGAGCUCAAAGCCAGGUAAUUGAAGUAUGAUACGAGUGUUUGGGAGCUGAGAAAAGGAAAGAAAGUUGAGGAAUACGAAGAAGAUAAGACAUUUUUAGUCUUUUAAUUGAAGUUGUGUGAAUCUUAACCUUUUGAGACGUUACUGAUUUAUUUUUUAGAGCUGUUUAAGUUCUUGCAGUUUGAUUGUUUAAAACCCUAAUCUUGGUUUGAGGAUACAGCUAUGAGUGGAUGUCAUUAGAAUUGUCUUGUUAGCUUUUGUCAUUUGCUUUACCCAAAUGGGCGAAAUUACUGCUUAGAAGUGGAGUUAGAAAGUGAAUUGGGGAAAAAAAAAUUCAAUGGAAGAUUUUACCAAAUAUGUCCAUAGUCCUGCUCAUUUAGCAGUUGCACGCCGAGACUAUGCUUCCCUGAGGCGCAUCAUUGCUAACCUCCCACGGCUUUCCAAGGCUGGGGAGGUUAAUACAGAAGAGGAUUCUCUUGCUGCUGAGCUCCAAGCUGAUGCUGUCGCGGCUGUCAUUGAUCGCCGGGAUGUUCCUGGACGUGAAACCCCUUUGCACCUUGCUGUCAGGCUGCGGGAUCCAAUCUCUGCGGAGAUUUUGAUGGCAGCUGGGGCAGAUUGGAGCCUUCAGAAUGAGAAUGGUUGGAGUGCUUUGCAAGAAGCUGUUUGCACAAGAGAGGAAUCGAUAGCCAUGAUUAUUGCUAGGCAUUAUCAGCCUCUUGCCUGGGCAAAAUGGUGUCGAAGACUUCCACGUAUUGUUGCCUCAGCGAAUCGUAUCCGUGAUUUUUACAUGGAGAUAACCUUCCAUUUUGAGAGCUCAGUCAUUCCGUUUAUUGGUCGCAUUGCCCCAUCUGAUACUUACCGCAUUUGGAAGCGUGGAUCCAAUCUCCGUGCGGAUAUGACCCUUGCUGGAUUUGAUGGAUUUCGCAUUCAACGGUCGGACCAAACAUUUCUCUUUUUGGGGGAGGGCUAUACGUCAGAGGAUGGUAAUGUAACUUUGCCACCUGGUUCUUUGAUUGUUCUUUCCCAUAAGGAGAAAGAAAUCACAAAUGCUCUGGAAGGGGCAGGUGCACAGCCAACAGAAUCAGAAGUUGCCCAUGAAGUGGCCUUGAUGUCUCAAACUAACAUGUAUCGGCCUGGCAUUGAUGUCACUCAGGCUGAGCUUGUUUCCCACUUGAAUUGGAGGCGACAGGAGAGGACUGAGAUGGUUGGAAAUUGGAAGGCCAAAGUUUAUGAUAUGCUCCAUGUGAUGGUUAGUGUGAAGUCAAGGCGGGUUCCGGGUGCUAUGACUGAUGAAGAGCUUUUUGCCGUGGAAGAUGAAGAAAGGUUAGCAAAUGGUGGUGAUAAUGAGGAGUAUGAUGAUGUAUUGACAGCUGAGGAAAGGAUGCAAUUGGAUUCUGCACUUCGUAUGGGGAACCCUGAUGGUCCUUGUGAGGAUGAUGAACAUGGGGUCCCUGGCUCUCAAGAAAAUGGUUCAGGAGGUCCCUAUGAAAAUGGUGAAUCUGAUAGUGCUGCUAAGGAAAAGAAGAGUUGGUUUGGUUGGAACAAGAAAGGUACCAAGAACAACAGUGAUGAUCCUGAGGAUUCGAAACUCUUGAAGAAGUUCUCGAAGUUGGCUCCAGAAGGUAGCAACCAGAAGCUGGCUGCUAAUCAAAGAUCUUCAUCUGAAUAUCUGAGGGAGGAUGUGGGUGAUUUAAAGAAGGGAAAGGACAAAAGCAGCAAGAAGAAAAAGAAGAAAGGACCCGGUGGUGAAUCUAAGAAUGAGAGCGAAUAUAAAAAAGGUUUGAGACCUGUCCUCUGGUUGACACCAGAUUUCCCUCUAAAAACGGAUGAGCUCCUGCCUUUACUUGACAUAUUAGCCAACAAGGUCAAGGCUGUUAGGAGACUCAGGGAGCUUUUGACCACCAAGCUGCCUCAUGGAACAUUUCCUGUCAAGGUUGCUAUCCCUAUUGUUCCAACUAUUCGGGUCCUUGUUACUUUUACAAAAUUUGAGGAGCUGCAGCCACUGGAGGAAUUUUCAACUCCUCUCUCUAGCCCGGCACAUUUCCAGGAUUCCAAGUCAAAAGAAUCAGAAGGAUCCUCCUCUUGGAUUUCAUGGAUGAGAGGGAGUCGUGGUGGCCAAUCAAGUGAUAGUGAUAGUCACCGGUAUAAGGAUGAUAUUGAUCCUUUCCUCGUACCAUCUGACUAUACCUGGGUUGAUGCCAAUGAGAAGAAGCGCCGCAUGAAAGCCAAGAAAGCCAAGAACAAGAAACACAAGAAACAGGCAGCAACAGCCAAAAGUGGCGAUGGGGUACAUCAGACAAGUGAAGAAGUGGAAGAAUAAUCACAUAGGAAUUCUCAUUGUACUUUUUAACACAGGUGGUGAUUGGGGACAUCAGUUGAGUGAAGAUGUGAAAGAAUAGUUGCACAGAAAACCUCUCUAUACCGUUCGGUUUCAAGGUGCUUAGCGGGGAAAGGAGGAGGUAAGUGCUGCUUCCUGUGCCCAUCUGACAUUUAUUCUUAUUUUUAGGACUGUCUGGCGGAGGAUUUACAGGAUAAUGUUUACAUGAUCGCUUCUUGUAUUGUCAUGUGAUGUGAAAUUGGAGAGGAGCAGAAUCUCCUCGUUUGGUUAAUUGUUUGUUUCCAUUUUAGCCUUUCUUAGACUCAAAAUUGUUGUAUCUAAGUCGAUGAUCAUCAAAUUUACAUUUUUGUGAUUGGUAUUCCUUUUU
Molecule: messenger RNA, 3063 nt
Organism: Pistacia vera
Lineage: Eukaryota; Viridiplantae; Streptophyta; Magnoliopsida; Sapindales; Anacardiaceae
Exons: 3
Coding region: 696-2678 (660 amino acids)
Cellular component (GO): cytoplasm
Molecular function (GO): protein binding
Source: RefSeq, a predicted model, not a curated record